AUGGGCAAGAAAGCCAAAGCAGUGGGGCUGGUGGAAGCCUGGCGAAAGCACGGGGAGCGCUGGACCUCUCGCUACCCCUGGCUCAUUGCUAUGAAAGAUGAGUCUGGGAAAGUGCAAUCGCUGGGCUGCUCUGUUUGCUGUGAGGCACCUGAAAUCCAGGCUACGAAGAAUGCGUUUGCAAGCUGUGGAAUUGUUCAUACUGCCCAGACAUCUCUGUUCGAUAAGCACGAGAAAUCCAAAGGGCACCGCAGUCGCAGCGAGAGUAUGCUCCAAGGGCCCGUGCCAGUAGUCGCACCGCCGGUGCGUCAGUUUGCGGAUGUGCUGGAGGCAGUGUUCCGUGGAGAUACAGAGGUUGCUAGCUGUGGUCCCUGGAAGUUCCGAUGCAUCGUUUGGGCUUUGGCAGAGGCGCACAGGAACAGGCUUCGCUCCAGUAUAGAGCGGUCUGUGUGCAUGAGCAUACAACAGGAUGUCAGGAAUGGACAGCUGCUGGUGAAAUUCACUUCUGUCGAUCCUGCACUUGAAUCCACUGAGGGUGUUCUGGGCCAAGUUGACCUCGAGGACAAAUUUGGGCUGGAUUCCAAGAGCCUUGUCCAAGGAACGUUGUAUGUGUUGCACAAGUUGGCUGCCAGGGGACUUGGGCAGCCGAGCCGUGCCGAGGCUUCGACCCAAGCCGUGAGCCUGGACCGUUCCCUCGUGGAACAUAUGAAGGAAGUUGUGGAGGUUUUCGCGGCUGAUGCGGCGCCCGACGAACAGAGGGCCGGCAAGAUCUUGCGGACGUUCUUUCCGAAGCUACAAUUAGUGCAAUACGAUAAAGCGCAGCUCAGAGAGUGCUGA
Molecule: messenger RNA, 834 nt
Organism: Symbiodinium sp. CCMP2592
Lineage: Eukaryota; Dinophyceae; Suessiales; Symbiodiniaceae
Source: the annotation of a GenBank genome assembly